GAUCGGAUGACCGAGCAAGAGAGUGAAAAGGUCGAAAUCCAGGGCUCAAUUUAAUUAUUUUUUCCCCAAAAGUGUGGGUGCAGUGCGACGCGUGAUAAAGUAUAGUAGAGUAAACUAGAAGAUUCAAAAUCGUGCGAGCGCAGUGCGAUCGAUCGAGAGGGUGAUAGAGGUCGAAUGGCACGCGAUUAGUGAAGGAAGGAGAGAAGUGAAGAGGCUCCUCCUCAUUGAUUACUAUGCACGCAUCCAAUUCCAUGUCCGCUUCAAGACGUCCACUGCCGCUUACUGACCUCUAAGCGUCCCCUUCCGCCUUUUGUUGUGGUCUCUCGCUUGCCAUAUAUUGGAAACCGGAUACCUUUGGUUCUUUCCCCCUCUUGCGUUCUCAUUGGAGCAAGGGGGAGCACCGCGGAGGUCAAAGCUGAAGGGGCUUGAAUUUUUACUCUCCCCUGUUCCAGUUGUGGAGAGUGGAGCGUGAUAGAUUUUUUGUGUGAUGAGGAUGCAGCGGAUCACAGCAUAAAUUUUCCUUAAGGAGUUUUCCCGCAAUCAUUUUGCAAUCAUCACGGAGUUUCCUUUUAACCAGGGGCUAUAAACAGCGGUGACGUGGACAUUUCAGGUGCAGUUAAUGGAACAACAGGAUUGAUGACGACAGGGAACUCUAGCAUGUUGAACAUUAUUUCUUCCUUAAUGUCGACAAGUAAUUCUCCUGGAACUGUCCUUGAUCAGAUGCAGGGUCUUCAGCUUCGUUCAACAUUUUCUGUGAGUUGGUCCUAUGAGGAGCUGGAAGUGUUGAAGCAAGGCCUCGUUAGAUAUGCUAAUGAACCUAAUAUGUUGAAGUAUGUCAAGGUAGCAGCUAUGCUCCCUGACAAGACUGUGAGGGAUGUUGCAAUGAGGUGUCGAUGGAUGACUAAGAAGGAGACCGGUAAACGACGUAAAUCUGAGGAUUUUUUGAUUGGGAAGAAGAUGAAAGACAGGAAGGACAAGUUGAUAGGUUCGUCCUCAGUGGCUUUUCUUCACCAAAGCCGGUCAAAGGAUGAGAGUGCCUAUUCUUCCAUGAGGCAGAAUGGGAACAACAGUAGCUCAUUUCUUUGUGGAGCCACCAGUUUGAUUGAUAGCAGAACUCGGAAGCUUCUGGAUGAUAAUAUAAAAAUUCUUCAACAGAUUGCUGCUAAUCUUAAUUAUAAUGAGAUACAUAAUAACAAUGAUCUUUUUUGUCGCUCUAAACAGAACUUAGCUGCUAUCUUGAAUAGAAUGAAUGGAAUGGCUGGUAUUAUGAGUCAGAUGCCUCCGCUACCUGUGAAUAUCGAUGACAAUCUUAUGUCGUUAUUACCUUGUAUUACUCAUACUGUGGGUCACAAUAUUUUGGAUGAAGGACAGUGUCACAAUUUGGCUCACUUUUCAGUCCAUGCUAACAAGAAGGAUUGGAGGACACCCUCACGUAAGUGGUAUAUUUGGUUUCAUUUACCCUUGCCACAUGACAAAGAUGCCACUCCUACUAACCAAUUAUUGCAACUGGUGCAUGAAAUGGAACUUGCUAUUUACAUGACCUUUAACUAAUUGGGGUUUCUUUUAUUUGGAUGAUUUGCCCUCUACAAUAAAUGGCUUGGGCAGUUAGGUAAAACAAGUUUGGUCGGUAAUUGAGAUUGACUUAUUUUUGCAAUGUCCAUGCUGAGAGUUAUGUGACAGAUUCUCCCUUUCAUAUAGAGAUGGAGAGAGUUUAAUUGCUGCCAAGAUAAUUUUGGAAUGAUUGCAAUAGAAUCAAGAUUCUACAACUGACUUUGAAACUGGAUUUGGUAUUUGUAGCUACACAAAAUAUCAACAAGACUGGUAAUAAUAAAGUUAUAUACAACUACUCAUCAUUCUUUUUCUUUCUUGUCUGUUGUCUGUAACUGUUUGCUACUUCAGAAUCUCAAAAAUUGGAACUUUACAACCUACCAAGUUUCAUGAAUCUUUGUGGUUUGUCUUGGUCAGCCAUCUAGAGUUGCUUUAGGCUACUAACACUAGGACUGUAGAUUUGUUUUGUCCCUAUUUUCCAUCUCGACUGCACUCGGUGCUUAUUUC
Molecule: messenger RNA, 2055 nt
Organism: Zingiber officinale
Lineage: Eukaryota; Viridiplantae; Streptophyta; Magnoliopsida; Zingiberales; Zingiberaceae
Exons: 9
Coding region: 637-1551 (304 amino acids)
Source: RefSeq, a predicted model, not a curated record